Physcomitrium patens is the source of this 2488-nucleotide messenger RNA. RefSeq names its product putative DNA primase large subunit. Lineage: Eukaryota; Viridiplantae; Streptophyta; Bryopsida; Funariales; Funariaceae. Gene Ontology annotation, cellular component: alpha DNA polymerase:primase complex. The record is from RefSeq and is a predicted model, not a curated record. Gene Ontology annotation, biological process: DNA replication initiation; DNA replication, synthesis of primer.
AGGGUGCAACGGUAAUGGGUAUAAGCUUUCUCGCCAGUGCGCUCAAAACUCCCGCCCAAUUUUCAUCUCGUUCUUCCUCGAGAUCACCACGCUUCGUUUUUCCGAGUAUCGAUCAUUCUCUGGCUUUCCGUUUCUGCGGUUAAUCUUCUUAAAAUCGUGUGUGGAUUGUUCUGUGAGUGUCACGUCGUUUCAGUUGUCGGGAGUCGGAGAGGGUGUAGUGUGGCAGCUAUGGCAGAUAGGGUUUAGUUCGAGGGUUCGAGAGAUUUGUAGCUAGUGUUCGAAGUAACUAGGGUUUCAUGUGAGUGUCUAUGAAUUAUUAGGUUUCUGAAUUUUCGUCGCAGAGAUUAUCCGAAGAUGGAGUUUAGGAGUAGGGCAUCACAUGUGAAGUUGAAUGGCGCGGUGAAGGCAUAUGGAGUUGGAGGGGGUGGGAGUAGAGUGUCGAUGUACCUGGUUGCACCGGACGUGGAUGUAUCGUUGGAAGAUUUUGAGCAGUACGCGCUGGACCGUUUGCGCGUUCUGAUUGCUAUUGAAGAGAACCGGUCUCGUGGUAAGCGUGCGGAGGAGGUGGAUUCUGCAGUGUCGGAUUUGUGGAAGAAGCACAUGCGAACGGUCCAUUCAGAUGCGCAGCAGCAGAAGGAUGUUAUUUCGCAUUUCGUGCUGAGGUUAGUGCAUUGUCGUACCGAAGAGCUGCGCAGGUGGUUCAUGGAGAUGGAGACUGCGCUCUUCCGGUUUCGAUUCAAGGCUGAGAGCCCGGAGUCUCAGAAAGCCUUCAUUGAGGAUCACAAGCUACCUUACAAGAGUAUUAGUUCUGGGGAGUUUGAGGCCAUGAAGGAGAAGCUGGCGCAAGUGAUGCGAUCCAGUAACCAAUCAGCGAGUUUGAUCGGCGAGACGAAUUUCUACAAGGUCCCUUUCGAAGAAGUUCUCGACCUUGUUGCCACUCGAAGGGUAUAUGUCCAUCAGGGCCAUGCAUUUGUGCCUAGGGACCAGCUGGUGACCAUCGUUAGUAACCACUUCCGUUCCAUGUUGUCUCAAUCUUUAAUUCUCACCAAUCGUAACUGGACGGCGAUGUUCGCUGCUCAAGAGGAGGAUCGGCUUAGUCCAAUUUUGGAAGCAUUGAGCAAGCGGUACUUGGCUCCGGACUACUCAAAAUCAGUCUCGGGUAGCAGCGUGGCGCUUCAAGAUUUGGAUGGUUUGGCCAUGCGGUCUUUCCCGUUAUGCAUGCGACAUCUCUACCUUAAGCUCCAGGAGGAUCACCAUCUUCGUCAUGGUGGUCGUCAGCAGCUGGGGCUCUUCUUGAAGGGAAUUGGGUUGAAGCUCGAAGACGCUUUAGCUUUUUGGAGAGGGGCGUUUGCGCCGAGGAUGCCAGCUGAGAAAUUUGAUAAGGAGUAUGCUUACAAUGUGCGCCAUAAUUACGGUAAAGAGGGUAAACGCACGGAUUACACCCCUUACUCGUGCAUGUACAUUAUUAUGUCGAAUCCCGGAGUUGGAGAUCAUCACGGUUGCCCCUUCCGCCAUUUCAGUGCUGAGAAUUUGCAUGCGGCACUCUCGGGGAUGCGUUUGGAACCAAAGACGAUUGAUGAGGUCAUGGAAAAAACAAGAGGUCGGCAUUAUCAGUUAGCGUGCGCAGCAACAUUCGAAGGUUCUCAUAACUGCCAAUGUGAUGGUAUAAACCACCCGAAUCAGUACUUUUCGCAGAGUCAAAAUUAUUUGAAAGAGCAGGCGGAGAAUGCUUCACAAAUGGAAACAGAUAGCUGAACGUCGCCAUUGUUUAUCAACGAAGAUGUCGAGAGUGACAUCUCCAACCACUUACGCUAAUGUCGCUUCCUUCGAGGGAAUGAGCAUAGGCUGAAAGCGAACCUUCUUUGAGGGACGCUGUUACCUCUCUCCAGAAAUGCUGCCGAACAAGUAUUUCCUUGCGUCAUAUGUUUGCAGUUGCUGAUACAGUAAUCAAAACAAGCUGCAGAUUAUUUACGCGGCGGAAGGUAAGCAGUGUUGAAGCUGCAAUCGCACUCGUGGCAUAUUACACAAUUUCUAGGCAAUCCAUUCAUUGGAGUUUUGGACGCCGUCAAAGGGCAGAGCGAAGACUGAGAAUCCCAUGUUUCAAAACAUGGCAGUUCACUGUGAUUGUAGCGUUGUACCAUACUGUAAGACCUGUAUCAGUAAUGUGUCGCUCCUGCAGCUCUAUUCCUGGAUUGUAAGUAGUCUAAACGAUAUAGUCUAAGCGAUGCACAGGUUCAGUGCCAGUAUGUACCAUCCACUCAAUCGACUAGCUUUGAUACAUCCGAAGGAACAAUGAUUUGCGUAAUGGAAGAGAUUUUGAGGUGUUAUUUGAGUUAUAACUACUUUCGCUACAAUUUCUGCAGAAAUACGAUUUUGAUCAUCACAGCCUAUGAAUGAAUAGUGUUGUAUUGGGUAUAGUGAGCAACUGCGGUGUUGAUCAGGGUUUUGACAGGACAUUCAUUUCUGCCAGCAAAGCAAUAUUUAUUAA